This is a messenger RNA of Cutaneotrichosporon oleaginosum, 1550 nucleotides long. RefSeq lists its product as uncharacterized. Gene Ontology annotation, molecular function: transmembrane transporter activity. Gene Ontology annotation, biological process: transmembrane transport. Gene Ontology annotation, cellular component: membrane. The record is from RefSeq and is a predicted model, not a curated record. NCBI's taxonomy places the organism in Eukaryota, Fungi, Basidiomycota, Tremellomycetes, Trichosporonales, Trichosporonaceae.
UCCAUGUCUUCUCCCAACUCCGCUUCGCCAUGAGCCCCCCGCUCGACCGCACGCCCUCCCGCCUCUCCCACCUCUCCCUCUCCAUCAUCCCCGACGCCGCGCCGUCCGCGACGGGCUUCGCGCCUCCCGCCCAGCCACAGGAUGAAGAGAAGUCCGCCGUCCCAGAGAUCGAGAGCGAGCUGGGUCCGCCGCCCGACGGCGGGCUCGAUGCGUGGCUGUGUGUCCUGUCCGCCAUGUUCUUGCCGUUCUGCAUCUUUGGCUUUAUAAUGGCGUUCGGACAGCUGCAGGACUACUACCUCGCCAACCAGCUCAAGGGGUACGACAAGGCGACGGUCGCGUGGCUCGGCUCGAUCGUCAGCUUUGCAGAGUUCUCGCUCGCCAUCUUCUCGGGCCGCUUCUUCGAUAUCCACGGGGCCCGCCUCCUCGUCGUCUCAUGCACCCUGCUGUCGUUCAUCGCGAUGGUCGGCCUCGCGUUCUCGACAAAGUACUGGCAGUUCCUGCUCUCUUUCCUCGCCUACGGCGUCGCCGGCUCACUAGCGUACGCGCCAUCCGGCGCCGUCGUUGCGCACUGGUUUCUCCGCCGCCGCUCGACCGCCAUCGGCAUCGUCAUCUGCGGCUCGGGCGUCGGCGGCAUCGUCUACCCCUUCAUGCUCGAGAAGCUCUUCCAGCGCCUGUCGUACCGCGACACGAUGCUGAUCAUCGGCGGCUUCAACUUUGUGCUCAUGCUCCCCGCUUGUGUCUUCAUGAAAGGCCGUUUGCCGCCGCGCGCCCCGCCGCCGUGGCGCGAUGUGCGCACCCCCUGGUCCGAGCCGCCAUACGUCUUCCUGGUCCUCGGCGCCAUGCUGUACGGCAUGAACAUCAUGUCGCCGACAUUCUCGGCGCUCACAUACGCGCAGGACAACAGGCUGCCGCCCAGCAUCUCGAUCUACGCCGUCGCGAUCCUGCAGGCGGGCUCUGUGGUCGGGCGACUCGGCUCGGGCGUCCUCGCCGACGCCGUUGGCGUCAUGAAGGUGUGGUGCUCGCUCGGCAUUGCGAGCGCGGUCGUCAUGUUUGCGCUGUGGGUGCCCCCCGUCGGGCCGGCGCCCGCGAUUAUCGGCCUCAUAUUAUGGGGCGCGCUCAACGGCGCAUGGUUCACGCUCGCGGGCAGCGCGACGGCCGCCGUCUCGCCCCUCGAGGAGACGGGCAUGCGCUUCGGCAUGCUCAUUACGUGUUUGGCGGUGCCGUCGCUUGUGGGCCCGGUUAUCUCUGGCGCGCUGGUGACUGCCGCAGACGACAGGUUUACGUACGCCGGGGUGUAUAUCGGCGCAUUGUUCUUCGCCUCGGGGAUCGUGUCCAACGGCGUGCCGGUGUGGGCGUGGUGGCGACGGCGAGGGGAAAUGGUCGCGGACAAGGCGGUCGAGGAGGGGACAGGAGAGGGGAGCGCGACGCGGGAGACAGAUGAUGUCGAGGAGAGCAAGUGAGAUGAGAGAUGAGAGAUGGAGGGAAGGAGAAUGUUGUUGCAUCCACGGCACAAAUAGAUUUAUAGAUUUGCAUGCAUUUUUGGUAUUUUC